This is a messenger RNA of Clupea harengus (Atlantic herring), 2398 nucleotides long. RefSeq names its product meprin A subunit beta-like. The record is from RefSeq and is a predicted model, not a curated record. Gene Ontology annotation, cellular component: membrane. NCBI's taxonomy places the organism in Eukaryota, Metazoa, Chordata, Actinopteri, Clupeiformes, Clupeidae. Gene Ontology annotation, biological process: proteolysis. Gene Ontology annotation, molecular function: zinc ion binding; protein binding; metalloendopeptidase activity.
GACUGCAGUGGCUCAUUGCUCACAAUUGUGGACCAGUUUCUUUCCUGAACCUCGGCAGAGAUAGAGUCACAGACGUUCAAGGAAUCAGCAUAACUAAGGCAAGAUGCACCUGCUCAUUCUCCUUUCCAUCACCAUGGGGUUGUGGGGAGCGCUAUCUCUGCCUCUGCCUACUGUAGUUGUGAUCCACAACUUGCUGGACAUAAACGAAAUCAACAAAGAUUUGGAUCUGACUGAAGGGGAUAUAGUGGAAGAGGACCAGAGGAGUUCUAUUGCAGGCGGAGAUCAGUGGAGUUCCUCUGUGCUGUAUCAGCUGGAUGCUAAUCUCGAUAUGAAUGCCAAAGGAGUUAUUCUGAGAGCCUUCGAACAAUUCAGGCUGAAAACAUGUGUUGACUUCAGACCAAGAAGAAGUGAAUCUCAGUUCAUCUCAGUUGAAAAGCACCAAGGCUGCUGGUCUUAUGUUGGGAAAAAAUCAACGGGACAGACUCUGUCCAUUGGCACUUACUGUGACCACAUUGCUGUUGUGGAGCAUGAGUUUCUGCAUGCCCUGGGCUUCCUGCAUGAACAGUCUAGAUAUGACAGGGAGGAUUACAUCACAAUCAACUGGGACAACAUUCGUCAAGGGAUGGAUUAUAAUUUUGACAAAUAUGGCAAGGCAAUAACCAGCACCAUGGGAACCCCAUAUGAUUACUGGUCUGUAAUGCACUCCAGCAAGACUGCCUUCAGCAACAACAACGGAUCAUCUAUUGCCACAAAGGACCCAAGGUUUGAAGAUGUUAUUGGCCAACAUCUGGAGAUGAGCUUUUAUGAUGCACUGGAGCUCAACAGACGUUAUGAUUGCAAUGAAUCCAUCUCCUUCCUGGACCACUGCAGCUUUGAAGAUGAGAGCCUGUGUGAUAUGAGUGUCUGCUCCAGGAGUUCAGCUGGAUGGCAGAGAGUGAGCCGAGCUGAUGGAGGUCCCCACUCAGACCACACCUACCUGGGCACUGACUCUCAGGGUUCCUUCAUGCAUUUCAGCACCAAUCACAGCUCAGAGGGAGAUUCAGCCAGACUGACCACCAGGAGGAUGACUCCUGGUAGACCAUGCAAGGUCCAGUGCCUUCAGUUCUACUACUACCACAGUGGGAAUGAAACGGACCAGCUCAACAUCUGGAUCAGAGAGUUUGAAAGUGAGGAGGACACAGAAGGAACCCGUAGGCUUAUGGGCCACAUUUCAGGUUCCCCAGCUGAUUACUGGCAGCUCCACCAUGUUCCUCUGAAUGCCACUAAGACCUUCCAGGUGGAGUUUGAGGCCCGCAAAGGAGCAGGGUCCUCCAGGGGUGGCUUCUCCGUGGACGACAUCAACCUAUCAGAGACCGAGUGCCCCCAUCACACAUGGCAGAUCAGGAACUUUGAGGAGGCUCUAAAGAACAGUGUCCAAACCCCCUUCCUCUUCAGUCCAAAGUACUACUCUAUUGAUGGGUACAGGUUCCAGAUAAUGUUGCAAAUGAUGGAAGAUCACUUUGGUGCCUUUGUCCGCCUGGUUUCUGGAACCAAUGAUGACAAACUGCAGUGGCCGUGUCCCUGGAGGCAGGUGACCAUCCUGGCACUGGACCAGAAUGCCCACAUCCAGCAUCGCAUGUCCGGUCAGAUCAGCCUGACCACAGACCCAACAGAGCUGGGACGAAAGGGAUUUUUUUGGGACAACCCUCGUCACGUGGGAGCUUCAGAUGAGACCCCUGAGAGAGACUAUGCGACCCCUGAGAGAGACUAUGCCACCCCCGAGAGAGACUAUGUUACCGAUGGCAGGGGCUAUGGUCUCUUCAUGACUCACAAGGAGCUCCGAUCCAGAGAGUUCCUGAAGGGAGGCGACAUGUUCUUCCUCAUCAGCAUGCAUGAUAUCUCAUCUCUGGAACACAGUCAGUCCCUUCCAUGUCCCAACAUGCCACAGCAGACCUUCACUGCAGUCUCUCAGGAUCCAGAUCAAGGAUGUCUAUCUACUUAAUAGCCAGAGCAAUCUAAGCAUGUUAUUAUCUUAUUUUACAGCGACGUAUGUAUAAAUAUGUAUCCCUAAAUGAUUGGCUUCUGUCACAGCCUCUGCAACACGCUCCUCUGUUCCUGCUCCAGUCCCUGCAGCAACUCCAGUCCUGGUUCCUGCUCCAGCACCAUAUGCUACUCUAGUCCGUUCAUCCUCCCCAGUGUUUAGUAUUUCCCUCCAUGUUUAGUUCUCACCUGUAGCCUAUGUAUUAAUUGGUUUUCUAGUUGAGUCCUGGACUUUUCCUUUGUCUUUAUGUGUGAUAUUGUUUGUGAAUAGCAAGACGCUACGUUACUGUGUACUCAAGUCCUGAGAUCAUUGCCUUGUUUGCCCAUCGUGGCAUUUUGAUUUAUCCAAGUAAAACACGCCUUGAGCGUUUGCAUCCUA